Molecule: messenger RNA, 1128 nt
Organism: Sinocyclocheilus anshuiensis
Lineage: Eukaryota; Metazoa; Chordata; Actinopteri; Cypriniformes; Cyprinidae
Gene: polr1g
Product: RNA polymerase I subunit G
Exons: 3
Coding region: 166-1041 (291 amino acids)
Biological process (GO): transcription by RNA polymerase I
Source: RefSeq, a predicted model, not a curated record
UCUCCAAAGAGAAUGUUGAAGUCUUUCCGGGUCAAAGUUGAUUCCCUUCCAUCCACGUGUGAUUCACAUGUUUACAUGGGCAUUUGUAUUCGGAGGAACAUACUGGUGACACUGACAUCGGAAAACAUUUAUUGCAUACUGUUAUAGUAAAAGCAUAGCGUCGCUAUGUCGGACAGUGAAGAAGAAGCUUGUGAACGCCGGACAGUAAAGAAGAGAGUUUCAAAGUACCAGUGUCCGGCCGACUUUGUGUCCAUGCCGUAUGAUUCCUCUGCAAGUGCCUUACAGGACGAAGAUGGAGAGAAGGAAUUAUGGAUCAUCAAAGCUCCAGCUCGCUUCGAUCCUAAAUGCUUUGAAAACCUCCAAGUUCCCUUAUCAGGACUGGAAAUGGUCCAGUCUUCUGGUGCAACCUCUCAGAUCUACAGCGUCCUCAGCAGCAGAACGGCACCAUCAGAUCUCGAUCUGCUCAUUUCCAAAGGGAAACAUCAGAAACCUGUCCUCUGUUCCUCCGGCUUCAGUGGAGUCCUCAAGAUCUCAGAGAGCUACGGAAACUGCAGUGAGAACCAAGGUCCCGUUCCCAUCCCGGCCACUCCAGCUCCAUCCAUCCCAGCUGGUCUCAGGCAACGCUUCCAGCCUUUUGGUAGUUCCUUUGCAGCUCACGUGCAAGAUGAAGUCACCGUAGUCUCUCCAACUGUUCCCAAGAGAACCAGUCAGGAACCGAUCGAGGGUGAGGAGCGGAAAAAGAAGAAAAAGAAAAAGAAAGACAAGAGGAAAGAGGACAGUGAAGCAGUUUUUAUCAAAGAAGAACAGACACAAAUUGUCUGUGAUCAGUUAGAAUUAUCUGAACUUAAGGAGGAAGAGCCGACGGAGGAAAGGAGGAGGAAGAAGAAAAAGGUGAAGAAAGAGAAGGAAAGACAUAGUGAAGACAUGGUUGAUGCAAGUUUAAUAUCUAAAACGGAGCCACUGGAUCCUUCAUAUGAUGAUUACAUUGACACCCCAGGGAAAACUAAAAAGAAGAAAAAGAAAAGUAGUCGACAUGAGUAGACUCAUAAGAACUAGGGAUGUUUUAUCAAUUUGUCGUUCACAAAUGCUUACUGUGAUAUUUAACUGUCAAAUACAAUUGAAAAACUG